AUGGCCCGACUCGGUGGUUUGCUGCUUCUGGUCGCCGGUGCAUUGCUUGGCAGCCACGUUUCCACGCUGCUCUUUGCCAAUGCCCCAACUCAGAGCCUUCGCAGCCAAACUGCAACCAGGGCAGUGGACGAGCGAGAUGAGGGAUUGGUGCUGAUCAAGCCAGAGGAGACCGGCAAGGUCGUGAAGAGGGACAAGUUCAACAACCCUCCACGAGUGGUGUUCAAGACCAACGACUGGGACCAGCCUGAGAUUCAGUACAGCACAGGGGCUAGCAAUCAGGUCAACUACAUCACCCCAGUUGUCCAGUCUGAUGACAUCAAAGCAUGGCUGUCCUUGAACGUGAACUUCUUCUCCUUCAUUGCCCUUUUCACCGUAGGUGGUAUCAUUGAGAUCCAGCGCUUCUUCCCUGACACCCUCUACUGGUGA
This is a messenger RNA of Cladocopium goreaui, 426 nucleotides long. NCBI's taxonomy places the organism in Eukaryota, Dinophyceae, Suessiales, Symbiodiniaceae. The record is from the annotation of a GenBank genome assembly.